Daucus carota subsp. sativus is the source of this 1543-nucleotide messenger RNA. Its product is annotated as F-box protein At5g49610. NCBI's taxonomy places the organism in Eukaryota, Viridiplantae, Streptophyta, Magnoliopsida, Apiales, Apiaceae. Bases 275 to 1420 code for a protein of 381 amino acids. The record is from RefSeq and is a predicted model, not a curated record. The transcript has 2 exons.
GAGCCAAAACUUGUUUUAUAUGAUUGUUGUGUUUCAUUUGAAUCAAUUAAAUACCGCGCAUCUCCGCUUCAAAAUAAAAAUAUAAUAAUAAUAUCAGUUUCACUUCUUAAAAAAAUGUUGAUAUUUAAAAUCUAACAGUUAAAAAACUUGUAGAAGCAAGGAGAAGCUGAAAGGCCAAAAGUUUUGUCUACACAUCCAUAUUUAUAUGUGCACGCCGGUAUUUAGUACAAGUAGAGAGCAAUCGCGCACUACUUUGCUAUCUUGACUCUAUAGGAUGGAGAGCUGGCCAGGAAACAGGGAUGCGCAAGCUAAUGUUCUGUCUCGAUUACCUACAAGGGAAUUUCUUGGUUUGAAAAGUGUUUCUAAGGAUUCUUGUCGUUUCGUAUCAGAACUUAUGUCAGAAAGCUCAUUCAUUCCACAGCAUUCGAAGAAGAAAGAACCAAAUUCUGGUUUCUUUUACCAGGAAAGUUUCAGAGGGUAUGAUGAUGACAUCAAAUUUGUUAGCUACAUUAUUGCUGGAAAGGAAGGUGUCCAGGUGCGUCGCAGAGUUCUUGAGUUCCUGCCUGAAUAUGUUGUACUUCAGGCUUCAACUAAUGGUCUAGUUUGUUGUCAAAGUUGCUUCGGUUCUAAACACCGACUAAUUUACAUCUGCAAUCCCAUAAACAAGCAAUGGAUCAGCCUGCCAUUUCCUCAAUUUGACACCAAAAGCAGCUUAGCCUUAGCUUUUGACCCUUUCUCUGAUGUCAAAGAUGAUGCUACAAACUUUAAAGUUGUUCGAGUUUAUGAAGCUGAUAAAAAGAGAUACAAUUCUUUGUUUGUAUUUGAUGUGUACUCAUCGGAAAACAAAACGUGGAGGAUGUCAGUGGAGAUAUGUCACUGUACUAAAAAAUUGUUUAAGAACAAAGGCAUCUUUGUGGCAGGUUAUCUGUAUUGGCUAACGAAUGGCGACCAGAUCUUGAUGUUUAGUCCUAAAGAAGAGCUAUCUUUGUUGAUAGCAGUACCUGUACCACGAGCAGAGUAUAGGAGCAUCCCUCAGAUGUGUUUAGGAGAAUAUAAAGGCAAACUUUGUUACGUUGUAGUAUCUGUGGAUGGAUUCGUGCUGUGGGUGCUGGAGGACAUGUUUAAUUCUGUGUGGAAACUGGAACAUUCAGUAGCUCUAGACCUGCUCGAGGUCAAACAUCCGUCAUUUCCAGGUAAUACUUCUAGCAGAAUACAGAAUCAGUUGGUUCCCCUUAUAGAUCCUCUACUUGUCACGGAUGGACAGUUGUUUAUGAGAGUGUCAGAGGAUAUCUUCUUGUAUGACUUCAACACAGGAGAGAUGAAAAUGCCGUGUCACUUUUCUGAGUUGGGAUUUAACUACUUUUUCUCUCCGCUUGUGCUUCCAUAUUCAGCAAGUUUGGUUCGAUUAUGUAAUGUCUAGGGACACAAUCAUCUGUUCGAAAUGUUUGUCAUGCCAUCAGUUCUUUUUUCUGAACUCAAAUCAUAUCUAUUUACUGGGAGCGUAUAUUAAGCAUGUGGAAAUGAUUCACUCUGUCCUUUUUGA